Molecule: messenger RNA, 1917 nt
Organism: Vitis riparia (riverbank grape)
Lineage: Eukaryota; Viridiplantae; Streptophyta; Magnoliopsida; Vitales; Vitaceae
Product: splicing factor U2af large subunit B-like
Exons: 18
Coding region: 68-1741 (557 amino acids)
Biological process (GO): mRNA processing
Cellular component (GO): nuclear speck; U2-type prespliceosome; nucleus
Molecular function (GO): poly-pyrimidine tract binding; pre-mRNA 3'-splice site binding
Source: RefSeq, a predicted model, not a curated record
GUGACUGGUUUUUCUUAAUAACAGCAGAAGUGUUCAAUUUAGGGUUAGGGUUUGAAAAUCGACUGCGAUGUCUGGGUACGACACUCGCCACGAUGGCAAUGGCGAGAGCUACCGUUCUCACAGUAAAGAAGGUGAACGAGGCGGAUCGUCUCCUUACGAUGCGUUCGAGGAGCGAGAUUCGCAUCACAAGCACAAUUCUCGUGAAUUAGAUCGUGAGAAGUCAAGGACUAGAGAGCGAGAUCGAGAUAGGAACAAUCGCCAUCACAGGGACUACAAGGAUAGAAGUUUGAGGGAUGAUCGAGGAAGGGGCAAAUAUGAUAACUAUGAUCAUCAUCGAAGUCGUGAUAAUGACAGGCAUCAUGAUUAUAGUCGUGAUAGAGAGAGGAGACAGAGACAGAGAUCACGUUCCCGUUCAAAGGAUAGAUCUAGAAACCGAUCUAAAUCACGCUCUCGUUCCCGUUCUCGCUCAAAGAGAUAUUUUGUCUCCAGCAAACGGACCAGUGGUUUUGACAUGGCACCACCUGUCGCUGCAUUGCUGCCAGGUGCCGCUGUCCCAGGAGAACUGCCAGGUGUUCCUCAGAUGGUGCCAGGAAUGAUUCAAAACAUGUUUCCUUUUGGGGCAACACAGUUGGGUGCUCUUCCACUCAUGCCUGUCCAAGCUAUGACGCAGCAGGCUACAAGACAUGCACGUCGAGUAUAUGUUGGUGGCCUUCCUCCCCUGGCUAAUGAGCAGACUAUUGCGACAUUUUUUAGCCAAGUUAUGACAGCAAUUGGAGGAAAUUCAGCUGGUCCAGGUGAUGCAGUUGUCAAUGUGUACAUUAAUCAUGAAAAGAAGUUUGCAUUCGUGGAGAUGAGAAGUGUUGAAGAAGCAAGUAAUGCGAUGGCAUUGGAUGGGAUUAUGUUUGAGGGAGUUUCUGUGAGGGUAAGAAGACCUACAGACUACAACCCUUCUUUAGCUGCAGCACUUGGUCCUAGCCAGCCAAGUCCUCACCUUAACUUAGCUGCUGUUGGGCUCAUGCCAGGUGUAAUUGGUGGAGCAGAAGGACCUGACCGUAUCUUUGUAGGUGGAUUGCCAUACUACUUCACUGAAGAACAGAUACGAGAAUUGCUUGAGUCCUUUGGGCCCUUGCGUGGUUUUGAUCUUGUUAAGGAUAGAGACACAGGAAACUCUAAGGGAUAUGGUUUCUGUGUUUAUCAGGAUCCAGCUGUGACUGACAUUGCUUGUGCUGCGCUUAAUGGCUUGAAAAUGGGUGAUAAGACUCUUACAGUGCGUCGUGCCACAGUUGGCAGUGGACAAGCAAAAUCAGAGCAGGAUAAUAUAUUAGCUCAGGCACAACAGCAUAUAGCUAUACAGAAAAUUGCCUUGCAAGCUGGUGGUUUGAAUCUUCCGGGAGCAGGUAUGGCAUUCACAGGAAUUGCAGAGACUCCAACUAAAGUUUUAUGUUUGACUGAGGUGAUUAAUAUUGAUGAACUGAGGGAUGAUGAAGCGUAUGAAGAAAUAUUAGAGGACAUGAGAGAUGAAGGCGGGAAGUUUGGAGCCUUGGUGCAUGUCGUUAUUCCUCGUCCUAGUCCAAAUGGAGAUCUGAUCCCAGGUGUUGGGAAGGUGUUCUUGGAGUAUUCUGACACUGCUGGUUCUUCCAGUGCUAGGAAUGCACUCAGUGGGAGGAAAUUUGGUGGCAAUGUUGUGAGCGCCGUUUAUUAUCCAGAAGAUAAAUAUUAUGAUGGUGACUAUGGUGCAUAAGAAAAGUAUGCAUGCUUUCUUAUUUGUUCUGUCUUGUAUUCCCAAUGUAUAGUUAGUCCAAAAUUGUUCUGCAGAUGCUUCCGAGGAGUUAUUCUAGAAUGCUUAUAACUGAAAAAAAAGGGACUCCAUUUUCAUGUUAAAGGAGCCUUUUUUUAAUCGUUUUUCUCUUUCCUUUU